Trichogramma pretiosum is the source of this 3905-nucleotide messenger RNA. RefSeq lists its product as uncharacterized. NCBI's taxonomy places the organism in Eukaryota, Metazoa, Arthropoda, Insecta, Hymenoptera, Trichogrammatidae. Gene Ontology annotation, biological process: neuromuscular junction development; positive regulation of protein tyrosine kinase activity. The coding region runs from base 446 to 3844 and encodes 1132 amino acids. The transcript has 6 exons. The record is from RefSeq and is a predicted model, not a curated record. Gene Ontology annotation, molecular function: protein kinase binding.
UCGUACACAUUCCACCCUCGCGAGCCGGAGUAUAUACGCUAUAUAGGCGCAUCGAGGCAAAAGCCUCCUCCGUCAAGCUCUCCGUUCGUGCUCUAUACGAGCUUCUGUGUAUAAUCAAGCUCGCUGCCGAAAGCUGCCUGUGCCGCUGGCCCUAUACGAUUCUCGAUUGUGCAGUUUUGACAGUGCCGUUACUCGUUUGUUGUUGUUGUUGUUGUGGCUGUUCUGGUGCAGUGUAGUGUAGCUAUAUGUCGCGUUGGCUGGCUCCGCCGGAGGAAAAUAACAACACGGACUACAACGGCAAGAGCGGCAGUUGACUAGCGCCCCGAUGAAAUUAUUCAAGUUAUGAUUGACGAGGGAAAAUUGCCAAGAGCAGCGUUCCGGGCUCUAAGCAGCAGCAGCAGAAGCAGCAGCAGCAUCAACGACAGAGAGCAGCGAGGCAGCGAAAAUGGUCGAUAACAAUUGCAUUAUCGAGGGCAAUGUCAAGUUCCGCGAUGGCAAAAAGUGGAAAUCCCGAUGGUGCGUCAUGCGGAAACUGUCGCCAGUUGCAGACUGCCUGCAUCUGCAGCUGUACGGCGACAGCAAGGACCGCUACAAGCAGGGCCAGACCAAGGCGUCGCUGAGCCUGCAGCACUUUCUCGGCGUCGAGGCGGGCUUCACCCUCGACAAGGAGUCCAACACGGUGGCCAUCAUCUGCCAGGACGUCACCGUCGUGCUGGCCUUCGACACGCGCGAGAGGCUCAUCCAGUGGCAGGUCAAGAUCAGCAGUAAUCUCGGCGAGGAUCAACAGUUCCUCAUCCUGCUGUCGUCGGCCCCGGCCAAGGCCAAGCUGUCGUCGGGACCGGCGCAUCUGCACAUCCAGGAACGGCGCUUCUGCAUGACGGUGGGCGUGCCCCCACGGCUCGUCGGCACCUGGGAGAUCGGCCAGCUGCGCCGCUACGGGGUCGUCGAGGGUCGCUUCUGCUUCGAGGGCGGUUCGCGCUGCGGUCGGGGCGAGGGCCUCUUCGUUCUGAUCACCGACCAGGGCGACGAGAUCGUGCGGGCGUUCCAGCUGGCCGCUGAGGGCAAGCUGCCGCUGGGCGGCCGCAAGAGGCCCCACAUGCAGAGCCUCGCGCCCACCGGCAGCAGCGCCCAGGACAGUCCGCGCAGGCAGUUCUCGCGCUCGGACACGCGGGCCAGCGACCUCACGUUCCCGGGCUACGCGGCGAGCCUCGCCGGCUGCUUCCUCGACGAGGACGGCUUCAAGGACGCCUCGUCGUCCUACUGGUCGUCGACGGAGAGCCGCCAGGACGAGUCCGAGGUCAACUUCUCCGGCAAUCAGAUGAUGGAGCUCGAGCGCUGCUCCAGCUGCGUGUCCGGCAAGAUGUCCAUGAAGGCCGGCCCGCUGGCGGCGGGACACCUGCAGCCUCGAGCCUUCGACCGGCUCUCGUUGUCGUCCUACAGCAGCAGCAGCCACGACAGCGACUACUCGGCCUCGCCCCAGCCCCAGGCCAAGCCGCAGCAGCAGCAGCAGCAUCAGCAGAGUCGGGUGCAGUCGCCGAGUCCGUUGGCUCUUCCUCCGAGGCCGCCAAAGCCACCGCUGGCCAAGGCCCCGAAGAAGCCACCCAUGCCACUGCCUCUUCUACAGCAGCAACAGCAACAGCAGCAGUGCACUUGCUCGAGAAGAUUAGCCAGCUCGACCCCGACGACGACGCCACCUUCUCGCAACGGUUUCGCCGGUCCUUACGAAAACUACGACAUUCCAAAGACAUUGACGGUCCAUCAAGCUGUGGGAGCCUCGCACGCGGUCACACAGGCCGCAAACAACCCACAACAACAGCAGCAGCAGCCACACCCCUCGCACGAGCCCAAGAGUCCCGUGGCCGAGCAGUUCAACUACGACACGCCGCGCAAGAUCAAGGAGUGCCUCGCCGCCAGCAAGCUCGGCGUGGCCUACCCCAACUACGACACGCCGCACGUGCCUCAGCCGGUCGUGCUGAAGCAGUGCGGCUGUCCGGCCGCCAAGACGCCGCCGCCGCCGUCGGCCUCGGCCGUGGCCGUCAAGAACUUGGCCGCCUGCCCGUGCCACAACGUCAUGAGCUGGGCCGGAUUCGUCCUGCCGUACUGUCGACGUGGCGCCGGCAUCGAGCCCUCGACGACGACCGUCGUCCAGCCGGUGCGGCUCUCGGGCGAGGGCAAGAUGCCCGUGGUCAACGCCAGCGGCCGAAUCGGCAUCUACAACGGCGGUGGCCUGGCGACGACGAGCCACGAGCAAAACGGCCACGACUGCGACUGCCCGCUCAGCUCGGCCAACUCCUACUCCUGCGACUCGUCGAGCGGCCCCAAGGCCAACUACGAGAACGUCGAGCCGCUGGUCAUCGACAGCCAACCCGAAGCCAAAGCCUCGAGCGCGGCCAACUACGCCAACGUCGACUUCACCGAGUCGCUCGGCAAUUACGAGAACAGCAGGGACAUCCUCGCCAAGGUCCACGCCUCGACGACCCGCUCGGCCUCCCGCGAGGAGCUCGCCCGCGACAGCGAGGCCAGCUGCCACGCUGAGCAGGACUCGGAAGACUUGUGCCACAAAUGCGGCCAUCUCAAGGAGAUCGCAGGCCCGCAACAAAGCAGCUACUUGGUCAUCGAUCAAGAGCAAGAAGACAAGAAGCAGCAGCAGCAGCAGCAUCAAGAAGACAAGAGGCAACAAACAUCGGGCUAUAUAUCGAUGCAGCCGGUGCACAAUGCCUGCUCGAGAGAGCUCCUCUCGAGGCUCUGCAGUGGUGUCAAGAGCUCGAGCAACCCAGCUUUAUCCGGAGCAGUUAGCCAAGCCGCCGCCGCCACGACCCCAAACGCGGCCACCCUCAAUCUCGAGAACAGCAAAAAGAGGUCCGAGUCCGAGUAUCGCAUGCCCGGCUCGGCCAUACUGUCGAGCCCCUACUUCCGACGUCGACUGCUCGAGAUGUCGAGCGGCGAGUCCGGCGGUAGCUCCUCCAAUCUCGGCGUUCUGGCGCUGCGCAAACGAUCCUACUCGACGGAAUCGGCCCACUGCCUCGACGAGGACAAGCCGUCCUCGCCGAGCAGCGACAACAACGAGGGCAACGAGAGCAACAACGGGGCCACCGACGAGCCGACUGCCAAGGAACAGCAGAUUUCCGUGGCGCAGGUGCACGAGCCACCGGCCAAGUGUUCUUCCCCGCAGCCGCUGGCUGCCAUCAAGAUUCGCAGGUCGUCGUCGGUGCCGUCGAAAGCCGGACACAAUCGCGACUCGUCGAGCAGCAACGACUCGGGCGUCUCCACGGGCUCGCUCUGCCAUCGGACCGGCGAGUUCGUCGAGUACGAGUACCCCUCGGCGCCCGUCAAUACCCUCGUCAAGAAGCAGAGCGUCUCGUCGUCCAUGUACAGAAAAAGCCCGCCCCCCGCCUGCUUCCACAGCAGUCUUCCUCGCAAGUCCAAGUCGAGCGAGCUCACCUUCCAGUUCCACAGGACCAAACUGCCGGAGAAGUCGUCGUCGGCCGAGGCGGACAUACCGACCUGCCUGCCGUCCAACAAGUCCUCGGCCAAGGAGUUCAGCAGUCCCGGCGAGGGCUCCGGCGUCCCCUACAUCGACUCACGCAGCACCAGCAGCGGCACCUCCGACAUGUCCGAUUACAUCGAGACGCUGUCUUUGUCCUCUCACUCGUCUUCCGAUGCUCCCGACAACCUCAGAAUCACCGCCGGUAGAUCUUUGGCCACUACGUUGCGACCACGAAGCGGCAAGGAGUACUACAAGAUCGACCGGAGCAUGCUCGUCGAGCAGAACCGCAAUUCGUCGAAUUACGCCAACAUCAAUCCGUUCACGCGCAAGGAGAGUCUGCGCCAUCAGGUCACAUGAGUUUCGAUCAAGCCCCAAACAGUCGCUAGUUGCCCCGAACUUUUUCGGAUGCUCCAUUAGC